This is a messenger RNA of Lutzomyia longipalpis, 1806 nucleotides long. RefSeq names its product allatotropins-like. The coding region runs from base 756 to 1238 and encodes 160 amino acids. The record is from RefSeq and is a predicted model, not a curated record. Lineage: Eukaryota; Metazoa; Arthropoda; Insecta; Diptera; Psychodidae. The transcript has 5 exons.
CUUUUCCAAGUAAAUGCAUGGCUGACAUGGCUUCAGGAGGCUGAAUCCGAAGAUGAUGAUGAUGUAUAGAGAGUAAUAAAUUUUAAUUUAUUUACUUUGAGCAUGCAUAAACAGGCAUUUAAAUCACCAAGAUGUGGAGCAUGGAAAAUAAAUUAAUGCAUUUUCUGAUGAAAAGGUGUCGCAAUUUUUUAAUGUAGAGCACAAGAUUAAAUAUGGUGCGGCAUUGUUAGUUAAAAGGAAGGAUGUAUAUAAUUUGGGAGAGAUUUGCUGCGUGCCCCCAAUGAUUAAUAAAGCCCACCCACGGACGAGCACCGUGUGAAAAUGUGAUCAGAACAAUGGUCCGCCCAUGUGCGCUCAUGACGUCGUCUAUGGGCGAGUGAGGAGAAUCCCAUUUCACUUGGAGAGCAGAUCCAUUUCGGCCGAUCCUUUCGCGGCGGCUCGUGCCACUCUGCCGCCUCGGCCGACUGUAACAGAACAAGCAUAAAAGGAUGCCUUCUUGCACAUGAAACAGCAUUCGCAAAAGGAAUCUCCAACGUGACGUACUUUCUUUGAGUUUGCUGCUGCUUUCAAUAACGCUAAAGGUGUUCGCAUAUAGAGAAAAUUCUUACAAUCAGUGAAAGUGUUUAAAAAUUCCCUAAAAAAAAGGAGAGAAAAUUGUGUAUCAUUAUAUCUGCUGGAGGUGAAGCUGUUUUAACGCGUUAAACUACAAAAAAAAGGAUUUCGCGAAUAACAGGAGAUAAUAGAUUUAAUUUACAAUGACGUCCCUCUGUCGUAUGUUGUUCUUUGUAAUGGUCUCUGCUGCUGUUUUCCUCCAUUCCUCACAUUGUGGUCCCGCCAGGUCAAUUGCUUUGGUUGCCACGAGAGCCGCCAAUAAAAUUCCACGCUCCAUCCGAGCCCCUUUCCGGAACACAGAAAUGAUGACGGCACGUGGUUUCGGCAAAAGAGCACAAAUGAUAAAGGUGAAAGAUGUUCCAUGGAACUAUGGUAAAAGGGAAACUCACUUCCUGGAUGAUAUGGCACCGGAAAAUACCGAUCCAUUUGAACAAAUAAUCUCCGAUAAUUCCAUUGAAAGCUUUCCGAUUGAUUGGUUCGUCAACGAGAUGACAAACAACCCCAUCCUUACCAAGUCCAUUCUGCGGCGUUUCGUAGAUACCGACAAGGAUGGCAUCCUGACGGCUCAUGAACUGCUCACGGGAGCUACAAUGUCGCCUCAUCAAUUAGACAGCAACGCUUAUUGAGGUCCAAGGAUGUGGGCUGCAAAUGUGCCAUUAUGGGAGUCAUCUAGAUCGAAUACAGUAUAGAAGGAGGAAAAACCCAAAGAGAUUUCUUUUAUCACUUAAGAAGAAAAAAAAACCAUCAAAUUGUAAAUGUAUAGAGACAAAAGUUACUCAAACUUUCAAAAAUGAAACUCUUCGUUAGUUGAAAUAAAUUAAAAGUCUAUUAGCAAUACAAUAUAUUAAAUAAUUACACCGAGAAAUAGUAAAUUGAGAAACGUUUCUCUUGCGGUUUAGUUGUGGGAUGUAAACUGUGUAUUUCAUUUCAAUGUGAUUAUCUACAAGUAAUAGCUGAAUCCUUUCCACCAACAAAAUUAUUCUGCAUUUCAAAGCGAUGAGAGAUGUAUUUUCGCCUGUGCAACGUUCAGGGCUGGUGAACGUUGUGCAAAAUGGAGAAGAACAAGAAUUAGAUAUUAUAGUUUUUAAAUUAAGUAUCCUACCAUUAUAUAUUUAAAUUUUGUUGAUCAUAAAAAAAUACAUAUAUAAUAAAGUAAAAUGUCUAUAGAUUCGCAAAUAAACACGAAAAUGUUUA